UUGAAGAGGGUAGGCUCGGGGACCUAUAGCAAUGUGUAUAGAGCGCGAGAUAGGGAUACAGGGAAGAUUGUUGCCUUAAAGAAAGUUCGUUUUGAUACCACAGAACCGGAGAGUAUAAAGUUCAUGGCUCGAGAGAUCAUGAUAUUGCAGAAAUUGGACCAUCCUAAUAUCAUAAAGCUUGAAGGACUGGCUACCUCCAGAAUGCAAUAUAGUCUUUAUAUAGUUUUCGAAUAUAUGCAGUCUGAUCUUACUAGCAUAAUAUCUCGGCCUGAUAUGAGACUUAGUGAAGCACAGAUAAAAUGUUACAUGCAGCAGCUGCUUGCGGGGCUGCAGCAUUGCCACGAGAGGGGUAUUUUGCACCGAGACAUUAAGGGAUCUAAUUUGUUGAUUGACAAAAAUGGGAUGCUAAAAAUUGCAGAUUUUGGACUUGCAAACUACUUCAAUCCUGAAGAAAAGCGUUCUCUUACUAGUCGAGUUGUCACACUUUGGUACAGAGCUCCGGAACUACUAUUAGGUGCUACGGAUUAUGGAAUAGGUAUUGAUCUUUGGAGUGCUGGCUGCCUCAUGGCUGAAAUGUUUGCAGGCAGACCUAUUCUACCUGGUCGCACCGAGGUGGAGCAGCUGCACAAGAUAUUCAAGCUUUGCGGUACACCUACUGAGGAUUACUGGAGGAAAACAAAACUUUCAACUACCUUCAGACCACCUUAUACCUAUAGGUCAAAUAAAAAGGAAGCUUUCGGGCACUUUCCUGUAUCUUCGUGGAGGCUUCUAAACGUUCUUCUUGCGUUAGAUCCUGCAAAUCGGGGUUCUGCAAGUUCAGCUCUCCAAGAUGAGUUCUUUCGUACGAGCCCCUUGGCAUGUGAACUCUCGGAGCUGCCUGUAGUGUAUAAGGAGGAUCCUGAGACAGUGUUAAAGCUUGAGAGGAGAAGGCACAAGGCUCAACAACGCUCUCAAUCACAAAAAGAACGCAAAAAGAAAAUAAUAGAAGCAGAUGAAACAAAACCAGAUAAUGUUAGCUCUUACAAGGAGCCAACAAAGAGUAAAGUUACAACAGUCUUUACCCUACUAGAUGCAGGAAGCAGUACUACUACUACUACGACUACUACUACUACUAGAACAAGCACAUCCUCAAGCACAUCAAAGCCAACUGAGAAAGAAGUCGAGAGUCCAGAGAGUUCUCCAAGAAGUACUGAAUCUGAUCCCAAUGCUAUUAGGAACAUCAACAAUAGACCUCAUUUGCCCAAUGCUAGAAGAAGCAGAGCUAACAACAGCAAGAAGGAUGCGAUGAACAGAUUGAGUCGCGUCCAAAGGUCUCAAUCCACCAAAGAUUUCCGAGAUCUUGAUCAUAAAAAAUUCAAUAAGCUUCUGGACGUUGUUGAAUAAGGCACUUGCAACUCGUUCUGAUAGUGUAAAAACUCUUCACACUGUCAGUGAAUAUAAGUUAAAUCCUUUAGUUAUUUUCUUCUAAGGUUCGGUUUGCAACUUAUAGAUCGGGUAAAUAACUUGUGGUCUAUAUAAAAGAUUAUACGUUACGUCCGUUGUAUUAUGAAACAAGACACAUUGUUUAAUAAACAAGUAUUUUGAGGUUAUGUUAUUCUUUUUGUGUUACAAAAUAAAGACCGGCUAAGUAAUUUGUUUUUGGCUUUAUUAUAUUUUGAAAGAUGUAAUUUGUUGUAAUAUCUGAUUGUUGCUGCAAAUAGAAAUUUAUUUCACAUUUAGCAUCUUAUUUGAUAGUACUGCAACUGAAAUGAUCGGAGUUUCAGUAUACAACUACCAAUUAGCGCGGUCAGCAGAGGAACUUCAACCCACACUGGGGCAAGUAAUGGUUCAGCUUCAUAAUCCAACCACGAGAAACCAUUUAAAUAUAUACAAUGGAAGUUCCUGAAACUAUCUACUCCUAGUAAUUUGAGCUAUAGUCAUGAGAUGCUCAUAUAUUCGGGGCCGUCUCAACAAGAUCGGAGGCCUAAAGCCAAAUUUCAGAGAAAGACCCUAAGUAAGAAUAUUAACGACAAAUUUUCAAUGAAAAAGUAUAAAAUAAAGGUAGAAUAAUAAAACCGGCUCAAGAAUUUAAUAAGUUGAGAUACAAUAACAACAUACCCGGUGAAAACCCACAAAGUGGGUCUGGAGAGGUGGAGUUUACGCAAACCUUACCUCUACCUUGGAAUUAGAGAGGUUGCUUCCGAAAGACCUUCAGCUCAAGAGAAAGCAUGACAAAGAAUAGGUAGAUAAGAACAAUCAAUUCAAUGCAAAAAGAAAAUGAAAGUAACGAAAAAUGGGUUGAGUCAAUAAUUGACCUGCCCAAAAGUUACUUGGUGGUUAAGGUUUCAUUUCAAGAAAAAUGUCUGUUAAUUGUUCUUAAUACACCUUUGUUUUUAUGUCCAAUUAGUUUUGGUGGUUAUAUCUUCAUAGUGAUUUGCUACAAAUAAAUAUUUGUUUCCUUUUUCUUUUUUAUUUGUCGAGUUAAAGAUAGCCUCUUUGAAUCAGAUUCCAUAUGUAUUUUGUGCACAUCUAUCCUACUUGAAUCUGUUUCUUUCUCACAAAGUGAAAGUUGGAAUUGAAUUUUUUCAUUAUCUUUAUCUUCCACUAACUGGAAUUUGGAAUCAUGUUAUGAAUAGACAUUUCUAACCAAAUUGCCUUAUCUUAUAUAUUCUUGGUCCAUCCUUUGUAUUUAAAGAACUUUGUACAUCAUGAAUAAAUGAAUGAGCCUUCAUACUCUUCUUGCUAUGCACCUUUAUGGUAUCAGGGCUUUUCAAAGCUCCAACGAGAAUCAAUUGUCUGCUCGUCUCCUUUAAACCUAACUCAUAGUUUCUAUUUCAGCCAUGGUUAAUCCAAGUGACUCCAUCAUCCCUGUUACUAACACCAAUUACUUGGUUCAAUUUAAUCCAGGUUCCCAACUUCCUCUAAAGCUCACUGGUCCAAUCAAUUUUGUCAAUUGGAAGGCCCAAGUCGAGUAUCUGAUGUUGGGACACGAUAUCUAUGGCUAUCUUGACGGAACUAUGACAACACCACCAAAAACUGUCACCGUCAACAACUCAGAGGAACCCAAUCCCAAAUAUAAACUCAGGUUUCGUCAGGACCAGUUGAUCCGCAAUGCAUUGAUGGCAUCUGUUGAUACGAAGAUCACCUCUGCAAUCACAAAAACUUCCACCUCCAAGCAAGCGUGGGACUCGUUACAUAACUUGUAUGCGAACAAAUCUCAUACACGGGUGCUCAGUCUUCGAAACUCCUUAGCAACA
This is a messenger RNA of Nicotiana attenuata, 3236 nucleotides long. Its product is annotated as probable serine/threonine-protein kinase At1g54610. Gene Ontology annotation, biological process: protein phosphorylation; positive regulation of transcription elongation by RNA polymerase II. Gene Ontology annotation, molecular function: RNA polymerase II CTD heptapeptide repeat kinase activity; ATP binding; cyclin-dependent protein serine/threonine kinase activity. Gene Ontology annotation, cellular component: cyclin-dependent protein kinase holoenzyme complex; nucleus. The annotation marks the transcript as partial. The transcript is spliced from 7 exons. Lineage: Eukaryota; Viridiplantae; Streptophyta; Magnoliopsida; Solanales; Solanaceae. The record is from RefSeq and is a predicted model, not a curated record.